Messenger RNA from Anopheles maculipalpis, 1586 nucleotides. RefSeq lists its product as uncharacterized. The transcript is spliced from 2 exons. The coding region runs from base 1 to 1584 and encodes 527 amino acids. NCBI's taxonomy places the organism in Eukaryota, Metazoa, Arthropoda, Insecta, Diptera, Culicidae. The record is from RefSeq and is a predicted model, not a curated record.
AUGUCCUUCCUACGAACGUUUCGUCCAAAUCUGAUUCUCAGUACCGCUCCACCAUCACCACACGGUGGAACUGAACGUGGGACGAUGCGUACCGGUACACCUUCUUCCAAGAGUGCUACGGCACCGGCAAAACCGGCAUCAAGUGGCAGUAGGAAAAACUCAACCUCAACCAGCCGUACAAUCACUGAAGAGCCCGACCGUGCGUCGUUUAUUAAUAAUGGACGACGUAGUAGCAGCAACAGUGUCGGAACGGUGCAGAAUCGCAGUGGAUCAAAGCAGCAGCAACAGCACGGUGGAUCAUCGUCUGGCCGAUAUGGGAAGGAAAAUCCGGCCCCGAUUGUGGUUUAUCUCGAUAAGCAACCGGACGGCAAAAAGCGUCCGACCAGCAUCCUGCGCACGAACACCUUCACACGCCAUGAUGACGAAGUGCCGGAACGUGUCCGGCAGGCAGUCACACGCAGCGAAACCUUUACGAUCAACGAGACGAACGAUGAGCCGACGAUCAAUACCGGUACCUACACCAGACCGGCAAAAAUCCUGGCCCCUGCAACGACGGACGUGUUUGAGCCACUGUACGCGAAAAACAUUUCCCUAAGCUCGCAGGAGCAACUUCCAGUAGUGGUUGAUUCGCGCACCUAUCGUAAAAAAUCCUUCAAAACCUCUAAACCGGUACAGAAGGUGGAAAGCUUUAUCAAGCGCUUCGAACGAACGCUCUUUAGCAAGGGCACUGGAAACGAUUCCAAACGGCACGGCAGUUCACGCAAAGGUUCCAACGCGUCGGAAGUGACGAUCGUGCCCGCACCCCGGUUCCGUGACGUCGGCAUUAACUGUAAGCUGGAUGAGGAGGAAAAGUUUAAAGCAAAACUUGAAGCGAUGAAGCAAUCACGCCAAAGUUCGCGCGAUUCGCUCAUCAACCACCGGGAGCGUAGUUUGUCACCCGGCAAGCAGCGAUACUUUACAUCCGGCACGUACGAUCGGCGAUCAUCCUCUUCCCUGUCGGUGCAACCGCUGAAAGAGGACGGCAACAGCUAUACUAGUGGUCGGGAAAGCACGACACCUCCACUGCAGAUGACUUCUUCCCCAGGGAAUCGUUCCACACUGUACAAACCGACCGAAAGUAGCUUCCUGAAAAGCCGGCAGAAAGAAAUCGAAAUGGGUUACAGUGUGGUUAAUAAACGGCAACCGGGGUUUUACCUUUCGGGUGGCCGCGAUGCGCUCGAGGAACGACCCGUUAGCAACAGCCGCGAGCGGCACUACAGCAAUCAUCAGGACAAAUCAUCCCGCCGGGAUACUUACCAAACGCUAAAGGAUGAGUACGAACGACAGCAGGCACACGCUGCCACCAAACCGGUCGGAAUCGCUAGUCCACGGAUGAGUGCGAUACGUACAUCCACAGUGGACGUCCCACAGUCACCACUAGCGAUCCGCAAAGACUCGCAACCGGACCUACCGAAGUACACAUUUGGGACGACGGAUCUGCAGCAGCGCCGUAGCCGCUUCCAGCAGUUUCAAAAAUCUUUCAAACGGAUGGAUGACAGUGCGUCCGAGGUGUCGGUGCAGCAGAGUUUCUUCGUACCUAUUUAAGA